AUGAAGCUUUCUAUUUCGGUGACGGAAGCUUCUUCUGUUAAUGAUACGAUAACCUUUCAAAUCAUUACCAAAGCGCGGGAAAAUAGUACCAUAGAUUUCACUUUCGCGUCUCCAGUGUAUCGUACUUAUCAACAACUUAAUUGGCUUUAUUCUAGACUUUGUUUAAGGUUACCUGAAUAUGUCAUUCCACCAAUUCCUGAACCUCCUAUUCCAAAUUUACUCGAUGAUUUGGAUUAUAUCAAUCGUAAAAGAGUUCAAGUUGAACGGUUCUUACAGAAACUUGGAAAUAGAUCAAAAUUUGUCGAAAAUAUGGAUUUUAAAUACUUUUUGACGAAUAAUAUGACCCAUGAUGAUUCAUUAGAUGGAAAAAUGGGAAAAAAAUUGGGAUUCUUAAAUAAUAUCAUUAAACCCAAUUAUGAACGCGGUUUUCGUAUAUACCGUCCCAGUGAACCAAUCGAAGAAAAUAAUGCCGAAGAGUUUCAAAUGCGUGUGAUUUAUGUCCUGAGGCUCGAAGAUCAAUUCAAUGCCAUACUUGAUAAUGUCAAUGAGAUGAUAAAACAACGAGAAGCAUUGGGAGCUUGUAUAAAUCAUGUUGGUGAUUGUUCUUUACAAGCAUUAAAUAGUAAAUUUCGUAUGGGACAUGGAAAGUCAAUUAAUAAUGUUGAACGUCAUAAACAAUAUGAUUCUAUGUUGCAUUUGUUUGGAACUCUCACGAAUGAAGUUCAUUACUUAUUAGGUCGACAGGCCACAAUGGAAAGUAUCAUAUUUGGUGACGUGUUCUUGGAAUACAGAAAUAUAAUAGAAGCUAUAAAGACUGUUAUGAAUAACAGAACAGAAAAAUUGGUGGAAUAUGUUAAUGCUGUAAAACAAAGAAAUAAAAAAUACGAGAAAGCAGAAAAGUUGAAGUCAGUUAAGGGAUUAGAUUCAUCUGACGUACAAGUAGCAAUUGCAGAGGAAUCCAAGUUAACAGAAAAUGUACAAAAGGAGAAAGAAGAAUUUAUCAACGUACAAAAGACUGUUACAAGAGAAUUGAUUAGAUUUAAAAAGGAAAAAUCUGAUGAGCUUAAUAAAAUCUUAAAGGAAUAUUCUGAAUUACAAUUAAGAUUUGAAAAGCAAAAAUUAAAAGCUUUAACAAGUUACUUAAAUAAAUUAAAAAAUAUAUCAUCAGAUGAAGUUGCAGAUGUUGAACCACAGAGCGAUCUUGAUAAUAUUGCAGAAUUUCAAGUAAAAUCUGCUCGAUAUGAUGGAAAUGAUUUCAAUAUAGAUCAAAAGAAAUCUCCUGAAAUCUUUCAAAGAUAUGAUCCUUUAAAUGUUACACCUAUAUAA
Molecule: messenger RNA, 1326 nt
Organism: Funneliformis mosseae
Lineage: Eukaryota; Fungi; Glomeromycota; Glomeromycetes; Glomerales; Glomeraceae
Source: the annotation of a GenBank genome assembly